GCCGCGCGCCACCGGGGACCACAGCCGACCUCAGUGCAGGGGCGAGGCGGGAUUUUCCAACGGCCUGCGGUCGCGGCCGCGAUCAAGCAGCUCCCGGAACUCAGAGGCGGGGCGCCCAGGUGGAGGAGCUCAAGCCCUUAGCACGCUGGGAGGGGCGCCCCAGACCAGGAACAUUCUGGAGCCAGAGCAUCUGGGACAGGGCGUGCCCCCCACAGAGGAACACCGCAGACUGGGAGGAUACCCCCCAGUCCUUAGAUCCCACCGGGAGCAUCUUGGAUUGGCGCAACCCAGACCUGGAACACUCCUCGCCAUCCAGCAGUGCCCCACCUCCAGCACUGCAGACACCGCCGGGCAGCGUCCCACCCACCGCCUCCGCGGCGGCCAGAAGCUUUUUCUUUCUUUUUCUUUUUUCUUUUCUUUCUUUCCUCCAACCUUCUCUAGUUGCCUUAUAUCUUUAAUCGCACUUGCGGCUCCUCGCUUUCGUUUCGUGUUUCACAGUGCCGGGGAGGCGGCGAUUGAAGUUUCUCACCUGGUUUUUGAACUCUUGCCUCCGUCGCUGAGGCCACCAGGGUGGAGGAGGGAAGGCCUCCCCCGCGCCAGCCUCGGGGACUCCCCUCUGAAGAGAAACCACUCAAACCAAAUAUGCAUCAUAUAGUAUGGAUCCUAAAUAUGCAUCAUAUAGUACUGCUCUUGAUACUUUUGGCGCUUAUGUUUACAAGCACCUCAGAAACCUGUAUUUCACGUCAUCACGUCACUGCAAUUGAAGGGGAAUCUUUCUAUCUGAGAUACUGCUCAUCAGCAUCUGAGCACAAUAAUGAAACAACCACCAUCAAGUGGUACAAGAACAAUGGAUCACAUGGACACACUGAGCUAAACUCAAGAAGUUCACCCAGAAUUACUUUGCACGAUUAUAUUUUGGAGUUUUGGCCAAUUGAGUUGGAGGACAGUGGAUCUUACAUUUUCCAAAAGGGAAAUAAUACUCAUAAAUGGAAAUUAAAUGUCAUUGGAAGAAGUAAAGACAGCUGUUUUGCUGAAAAACUACUAACUAGUAAAACCAUAGAAGUUCAGAAAUCUUUGCAUGUACCCUGUAAAAAUGACUACUAUCAACCAUUGGCCAAUAGAACAGCAUUGUAUAAGGACUGUAAAAAGAUAAAGGAUGGUAAAAGCCCAGUUUUACAGAAGAAUGCAGAGUUUAAAGAUCAGGGAUAUUACACCUGUGUGUUUUUCAUCCCUCAUAAUGGAAAACUGUUUAAUGUCACCAAAACCAUCAAUAUCACCAUUGUUGGAGAUCGCAGUAAAAUAAUUCCUGUUCUUCUUGGACCAAAGAUUAACCGUGUGAAGGUGGAAUUAGGAAAAGAUGUAGAACUCAAUUGCUCUGCUUUGGCGAAUGAAAGGGAUCCGAUUUAUUGGAACUUGUGGGACGAAAAUGGAAAGGAGCCCAAUGUACAUGAAAAGAACGUAACAAAAAUUAGGACUCCGGAAGGCAAAUUGUACGUGUCAAGAAUGUUGAGAAUUAAGAAUAUUAAUGAGAAAAAUCUACAAUUUUCAUAUAAUUGCACUGUGGCCAGUGAGGCAGGCACAGACACCGUGAACUUUGUCUUGUUGAAAAAAGAAGAUAUGGCUGACAUUCCAGGCUACGUCUUCACCAGAGGAAUGAUUGUGGCUGUUUUGGUCUCGUUGGUAGUUGUGUGCCUAGUGAUAAUAGGUGUCAUUUAUAGAGUUGACUUGGCUCUAUUUUAUAGACAUCUCAUGAGGAAAGAUGAAACGUUAACAGAUGGGAAAACAUACGAUGCUUUUGUGUCUUACCUGAAAGAAUGCGGACCCGAGAAUGGAGAGGAGCACACCUUCGCUGUGGAGAUUUUGCCCAAGGUGUUGGAGAAGCACUUUGGGUAUAAAUUAUGCAUAUAUGAAAGGGAUGUGGUGCCUGGAGGAGCUGUUGUUGAUGAAAUCCACUCGUUGAUAGAGAAAAGCAGAAGACUAAUCAUUGUCCUAAGUAAAAGCUACAUGUCCAAUGAAGUCAGGUAUGAACUUGAAAGUGGACUCCAUGAAGCUCUGGUAGAAAGGAAAAUUAAAAUCAUCCUAAUUGAAUUUACACCCGUGAGUGACGUCACAUUCUUCCCCCAAUCACUAAAGCUUUUGAAAUCUCACAGAGUUCUGAAGUGGAACGCUGAUAAACCUCUGUCGUAUAACUCAAGGUUCUGGAAAAAUCUUCUUUACCUGAUGCCUGCAAAAAUGUGCAAGCCUUGUGGAGCUGAAUCUGAAGUCUUGCCUGUUCUUUCACGGUCCUGAUCUUUAGAAAAGGCAAACGUAAGAAGGAGCUCUCCAUGCUCUGGGCCCGGGAGUGAAGGAGACUGUUUUUAACAAAGGGCACUAUUAAAAAUAUUCAGCUCUCUGAAAAUUCUACUGAUGGUCUGAAGAUGAAAGUCGUCACUAGGUUAGGACUAAACAUUGAGCUGUGGUCAUGUGCUCCCAGUGGAACCUGGAGUUCAAAAGCAAUGUACCUCCUGUUUCUUCCUCCUCCAUAACCGGCUACAGGUGCUCCUUCUCAAUCCUCGUUCAGCAAAUGUGAGGCUGACCAUGAAGCAAAGUAACUUAUGCCCUACAGAAAGGGCAGUCUUCAUGUUUUUAAUGCCCAUGAUUGAACUAAGGGUUUUAAGUUCAUGAAGUGGCAUUUUCUACGAGCCUGUACUGAAAUGGUGCCUUCACUCCCCCACAGUGCCUCCUACCUCCAAGCACCUUGGAUAGUCCCUGGGAUGUGGCAGAGAGCGGGUGGGGGCUGUGUGCAGAGUAGGGGCCCAAGGUGUGACAAGUCCUCAGCCUCAGGAUGUGUUCAGUGUGUCCUGACCACAGCUGCAGACCCACGUAAACUAGUUAUUGGAACCCCCCUAAAGCACUGCACAGGGCUUGCUUAGCUGGGCCUGUUUGGAGGGAACUUCCCCAUAGGCCAAGACACACAUCUUCGUUCAAAUCAUUCUCUGGGUCUUUCAAAAUAGCUCUGAAACAUUUGUUGAUUUCACAAACAGGAAUGUUUAUACAAAGGAUGAGUGCUGGGUCAGAUAUUCCGUGUGUGCCAUUAGCCACUACUCUUCAUUAGCAGGGGGGAUAAAAAGAUAGUUACUUGCUUGAUUAAAAAAAAAAAUGAUAUAUUUAAAAUGCCCUUAAGGGGGAGGCAGCAGGGCGUGGUUGUCGAGCAUGAUCUGUGCAGCCAAGAUGCUAGAGUUCGAAUCCUGUGCCAGCUACUUCUGCGGCCCCUCCAACCUUUUCUACCCGAUCUGUGUGUCAGUGUUCUUACCUGUAAAAUUGGAAUUUAGAGUAAUUGUGCCUACUUCAUAGGGGAACUAAAUGAAUAAAUAAAGACAUUACCACAGUUCUUGGCACAAAGUUAACAGAGCAUGCGUGGUAUUACUGUUCUUAUUAAUUGUCACAUUAAUUGUCAUUGUUAAUUGUUGGAUCAGUGAUUUAGCAGUGAACUGAAAUACUAGCCAGAGAGCAGGAAAAGGAAAGAGAUCUGGAAGGAAGGCAGUUUUGACUUGAGGACAUUUGUGCACGGAAAGAAACAUAUAAGAAAAUCAUAUCAAUAAGGCAAAAGAUAUUUCUUCAUUGCAGGCGUGAAACUUGACAUUGGAAGACAUGGGUCUGUCUCCCUCAAGUAAGCACAGCCCUGUGGGCUUUUUUGGUGGCCUCAGCAUUAAUGACAGUCCAUGGAAAUCACUGAGUGAGUGACAAAUAUCCACUUUACACAGAAAGGAAAGAUUUGCUUAGAUUUGGAAGCCUGGUUGGACUAUAUGGAUGCAGCAUGAAUGUUCCGUACAGGUUUAAAGCAGAGACUGUUUAAAACAGCUGUGGUAAAUAUUGCUGAAAAGGAAAGAAUAUAUAAGAUUUUAUUAAAUUUUCAGUGUCAGAAAGCAAAUUGCUUUUUGGAGAGCUUAAAACUUUGUGUGCUGGUUGGAUGGCUAAAAAAGUCAAAAGAAUGGAAUUAUGUGUGAAAACAUACGGUCCAAAGAAGUUUUAUUGCUAUCAUCAGAGUCUCUAUUAUGUAAACUUAUUUGCUUUGCUUUUGUAUUAUAUGUGUUAUAAAAUAUAUUAAGUGUGUUAUUAUUAAGUUUUGUAUUAAGUGUGUUAAAUGAGCACAUUAAAUGUAUCCUCUAAAAGACAUUAAUAAACCUUUGGGUCCAGUUCCGUUACUUUUAAAA
Molecule: messenger RNA, 4193 nt
Organism: Hyaena hyaena (striped hyena)
Lineage: Eukaryota; Metazoa; Chordata; Mammalia; Carnivora; Hyaenidae
Gene: IL18R1
Product: interleukin 18 receptor 1
Exons: 11
Coding region: 643-2289 (548 amino acids)
Biological process (GO): positive regulation of type II interferon production; interleukin-18-mediated signaling pathway
Molecular function (GO): interleukin-18 receptor activity; interleukin-18 binding
Source: RefSeq, a predicted model, not a curated record